UUCAUUCGUCGGAAGAUGUGCCCCCCAUAGGGCUGACGUGCGUGUUCCUGUCCCUUCGGCUUGACGCAAGAGCCGGCUUCCGUACAUUGUGUACCGUGAAGUGGAUGCGCGAGAUCGACUCGCGGGUGAGCUGCCCAGAGUCCCAACCGGAAAAACGGCGGCUUGGCUAGUUUGCGUGGUGCGAGCGAACAACAGCGUAUGAGUGGCUCAUAGGAGGAGUCAUGAACACCACUUUCUUGCUUUCUGCAUGCGUGCCUUGCGCGGUUCUCGCGGGACAGAGCUAGAGAUAAGAGGCAGACUCUCGCAGUCCCGGUCUCCCAUCCGUUCCCACCCCCAAGAUGGAUCGGCCCAGAUCGGCCAGCCCUACGAGACCGAGAGGGGUAACACUGGAACACCCGGACACUGCAGGACAGCAUGGCCACCUCCCACCCAAUCGCCGCACCCUGUGGGGUUGCCGGUCCGCUCUCCGCCGACCAUUGCCGUCUCGGGGCCCGCCCGUCCUCAAACUCUCAGGAGUCAAGACGGGUUUUUGUUGAUGUGCAAGUCGACGUGGUCAGCUGCAUUCAGAUGCUGUUGUCCUGCAGCUGAUUGGGAGUCCGGUUUCGUUUGCUACCGGAAGAGAGCAUGGAGAAGAGUCGGCCAGUCAGCUUUCGAUUUCCUUCUCUCGCCAACUGGUCCUUUCGAUAGGAGGCCGGGGGCCGUAUGUACCAGAGUCGCUUCAGGUGGCACGGUGGCUACGGCAAUCAACCCAUCGCACCCUGCCCUACUGGUCUGGUUCUUGUCCCCAAGCCGCAGUGCUGCAUGUCCCCGUCGACGUUUUCCGCCAACACUGAUGUGUAGCGUAUACCAAUGCAUAUACAGGUAAGUACUAGUACACAACAUGUACCACGCUGUGCGUAUAUACCUUCAUUGUACCGCAAUCCACUGCGCGCUACAGAAGUGUCUGGUGUCCAUCCCGGUACCCCGGUAGGGAGACGGAUGAAAGUCUGGGUCUAUUGCCGUUUGCACUUCCAAACGUUCCAGUUCCCAUACUGUUGGCUGAGCCCGUGGGCGCCACUCUCUCCGACAUGGGCCACAGAC
Messenger RNA from Chaetomium strumarium, 1080 nucleotides. RefSeq lists its product as uncharacterized. Lineage: Eukaryota; Fungi; Ascomycota; Sordariomycetes; Sordariales; Chaetomiaceae. The transcript has a single exon. The coding region runs from base 248 to 865 and encodes 205 amino acids. The record is from RefSeq and is a predicted model, not a curated record.